CAUGUCCCGUAGGAUUGACAUUUACCUAGACUAAAAAGAACACGCCGAGAAGUUGCCUUGGGCCAUAGUUGCCCUUGCCUCGUAGCGUCAAAAACCAACAUUGCUUUGAGUAUAGCUCCUUAGCAUUACUGACUGCAACGUUUACAUUACUACUUUGCUUCUUAGUGACAGUAAUUGAGCUGCUGUGCCAUUGCAGCUCAGACCAUAUAGUCGUCGACUCUGGUGAACAGACUUGAACAUGGCAGCACCGAGCUCGGGCGUCGCCUAUAGCGGCCUGCCUCGAAUGCCAAACUUCAAGGUGCACAGAGAGCUCGGCAGGGGCAGUUAUGGGAAGGUAUAUAAGGUUGAGCGCGAAAGCGACAAGCAAGUCUACGCGCUGAAGGUGGCAGACUUCGGCUCAAUGUCACAAGCCGAGCGAGCUGAUGCUGUCAACGAGGUUCGCCUUCUCGUGUCAAUUGCUCAUCACAACGUGAUACGCUACCACGAGGCUUUCGUGUGGGGCAACAAGCUCUGCACCGUCAUGGAGUAUGCUCCCUUUGGCGACCUUAAAUACUACAUCGACAAGGGCAGAAAGACCAAGCACCAGUUCCCGGAGGAGGCCAUCUGGCGCAUUCUGCUCCAGCUCUGCAAGGGCCUGCAGGCUCUUCACGCUCAGAACGUCAUCCACCGCGACAUCAAGCCUGCCAACAUCUUCCUGUGCGCCAACGACCUACUCAAGAUUGGCGACCUGGGUAUCGCCAAGGCGCUGACGCGGGUGGAGUUCACGCGCACUCAGAUCGGCACACCCUCCUACAUGGCACCAGAGGUGUGGAGCGGCCGGCCGUAUUCGUACGGCAGUGAUAUGUGGUCCGUGGGCGCCGUGCUGUACGAGAUGAUGACCUUCAGGACCCCUAUGGAGGGCCGCAACAUGCUGGACCUGCGCAACCGCAUUAUCGGCGGCCGCUUUGCCCCCAUCAAGGCCGGCACUUACAGCCAGGAAUUGAUCAACAUCUGCCACAACUUACUGAGCACGGAGCCCAGCAAACGGCCCUCCCCAUCCGCCAUCCUGGCCAGCCACGCAGCCUCCCGGUGGCUGCACGUGAUGCCGGAGCCGCCCUCGGCGCACCGCCGGCCGGCCCGCCGCUGGACAUCUGAUGGCGCUCCAUCCAGGCACAACCUGCUGGACACCAUUGUCGUACCCCGAGACAUCCGGCAGCUGCCCAAGCACCUGCCGCCGCCAUCUUACGACACGGAUGCCGUACGGCCAGCCGUCUCAGCCCCUCCCACCACCUCUGGUGCCGCAGCGCCGUCAGCCCCUGCCGCCUCGUCCGCAGCAGCCCCUUCCUCCUCCUCUGCGUCCUCUGUGCCCUCCGCUGCACCUCACCACCGGGCCUGCUCCUGGAGCGGCGCGGCGCCCUCCUCCGCCCCGUCGGCCGCCCCCGCUGCUGUCCACUCCAAGCCAGCGCACUCACACGUGCACGCACACGCACCGGCAGGUUCGAAGCCGCCCUCUCGUGAGCACAGCCGCGCGCCGUCGCCCGCCGACCUCCGUGGUGCGCACGAUAACCGGAAAGGCUACGCACCUGCCGCGCCGCUUCCGCCGGUCUUCCCGCGCGUCCCCAGCAGUGGCCUGCAUGCGGUCGCGGCGGCCGCUGCGGCCUUAGCCUAUCAGCACCAGCGCUGGACCCCCAGCGGCCCACCGGUGCAAUUCAAUGCUCCUCGGGUCCUUCCGCAGCGGCGCGUGUCGUACUCGUAAUUGGCAGCUUAUGCCGCCUGACUAUGACCAGCUUUGGGCCCGACAGUCCGUCCGUGGUGUGUUUCGAUGUGUACGCAACAAGUGCCAUGUGUCCGCCUGAACCGAAGGGCACGGCGUGUUGCAGGCCGUUUCCCGGUCGGCGCUUGACUCCGACUUUUGGGGAAGUGCAUUAAUGCUAGGUGGCUGUAUCUUCAGUUCAUUUUCGAUAAUGUACAUGACGCGUAGCGGUUUGCAGGGAUGGCAGAUUUUGAUGUUGGCAAGCUUACGUUUCAGCUUGCCGUGCCGCCCGUCGGACCGGUUGUUGCAGAGGGUUGCGUUUUUGCUCGGCAGUUGCUGGAUGGGUGUAUGCGGGUUGGGUGUGUACAACAAGCAGGGAACCCUUGCUAACGGCUCGUUUGCUUGUGCGAAGGAUGAGUGUACAUGUCUCUUGGAUAAGACGUGCAUAAUACGCUAUACCCAACGGUAGGCUAUUAACAAUAGCCGACUUGAGCAUUCGUGGAUUAAGAUGACGUGCGACACUGCAUGUAUGUAUCCAGUUAUCGUAAUUACGAAUCUAUUGUGCCGGCAGGUUGUAUCUCUGUUGUCUCUUGUUAAUGAUACUCAGUUGACGUCAACCUGCAAUGUCACAGUCGCCUCAAAUGCCGACACACAGGGAUUGUACUUCGGUUGGUGGCCGUGAUCAGAACUCGGAUUCUGCAUUGAUGCCCUUAUAACUUUAGUUGUGGUGCUUUUGAAAUUUGCACAAUCCAUCAAUGCGGCGGCGGCGUACAUCCCACCGUUGUAAACGCUGUACCAAUGGCAAAACAUCC
Molecule: messenger RNA, 2544 nt
Organism: Astrephomene gubernaculifera
Lineage: Eukaryota; Viridiplantae; Chlorophyta; Chlorophyceae; Chlamydomonadales; Astrephomenaceae
Source: the annotation of a GenBank genome assembly